AUCGGCCGACGAGAUCCGGGAUCGAUUCGCUGUGCUUUGAGCGGGAAAGCGACAGGUGGAACGACUGCGAUCGAUUGCUCGAGUCGGUAAAGAUGGUCGCCACGGAGCAGGCAGAGCAGCGGCAGUCAGAGUCGCCUCCAGCAAGGGAGGAAGGUGUGCCAAGGGAGCAGCUGAUUGCCACUGCAGUGAAGUUUCUGCAAAACCAAAGAGUUCGUCAAAGUCCAUUAGCAACAAGAAAAUCCUUCCUAAAAAAGAAAGGUUUAACUGAUGAGGAAGUUGAGAUUGCACUCCAGCAGUCAAAUACUGCCGGUGACGAGGAAAUAGCUCCUACCAUCCAACCGCACCUGGUGCAGCCCUCAUACCUUCCUCCAGUUCCAUACAACCCCGGUUCCCGAUGGCGGGAAUAUGGUGCCUUGGCAAUCAUCAUGGCUGGAAUUGCGUUUGGCUUUCACCAUCUAUACAAGAGAUAUAUUUUGCCUCUCCUAGCAUCCAGCAAGGAAGACAAGAAACAUCUGCAGAGGAUCGAGUCGGGUAUAACUGAACUAAGUGGGACCAUAUCACAGACAGUGGCACAACUACAAACAAAUCUUACGACAGUGCAGGAGCUUCUGGAACGGCAACAAGAGAGGUUGCAGGAGCUCUCCCAAGAACUGUCUAGUACGAAGGCUUCAUCGUCUACAAAUUGGCUUCUGGAGACGCAGAACAUUAAUGAAUUGAAGGCUGAGAUCAUCUCAUUAAAAGGACUUCUCCUAAGCAGGCGACAGUUCCCAUCUUCCCCUUCGGCCCCAAAGCUUCCCGCUUGGCAGAUCCCUGUCAAGCCAUCGACAAUAGCCACCUCUGUAACAGUCAAUCACACCAACAGCAGCAGCGACAUCUCACCAGUCAGCAUUGAAUCUGCAUCUUCCUCGCCAGCCACAGAGAACCAUAGUCCAGAAGGAGGAAAUCUGGGUGGCCACAUUGUUGACAGCGAAGUAGAUGUCAAGUGUCAGGUAAGAAUGGAAGUCCAGGGGGAAGAGGAGCGAAGACAGGACAACGAGGAUGAGGAUGAAGAUGAUGACGUCAGCCACGUCGACGAAGACGAUUGUCUUAAUGUUCAAACAGAAGAUAGGCGAGGUGGCGAUGGACAGAUAAAUGAACAAGUGGAUAAACUACGACGUCCAGAAGGUGCCAGUAACGAGAAUGACAUCAACUAAAUGUCAAGAAUGAUUCAGUAUUUGGCUUCCAUGGACUGAAUUUCCCUAAUUCCAUUAAAUUAUUGUAAAUAUGUGCUUAUUGCAUCCUGAGCAGUGGAUUUUUCAAACCAACAGAUUAUUCUGUGACGCAAGUAAACAGCAGGUGAAUUAAAGUGGCUUAGUUAUACCCGGUUGCACUGUGGAGGCAACAUUAUUGCGUGAGCUGCUCAAAAGGGUUCAGGACUCAUCAUGCAGGAAAUGUACAGCGUCGUUGGUGAAGAAGACAGACUGCUCACCUCCCUUCUUCCUGAUUGUAAAGAUUGCAAACCCGGCAAAAUUCAGCUCCCCGCUUGUGAUGUGUGUUGUCAGCACUCAACCAGCUGUUGAUGCGGUACAGAAUCAACAGGGAAACAUUGUAGGAAAUCCAGUCCUCCCCCCUUAAGAGUAAAGAGGUAGUGCCAGUAACGUAGCUUCUCUAGGUGUCAGCGAGUCCACGUUGAUAGAAGCAGCUCCAAAACCUGGUAUAGUUAACUCUUGCUAAAAUCAUGAUUGGAGAUGCCAUUUGUGUCUGAAUUCUUAUUAUAUAAUUGGAAUGAAUUAAAAUAGUGCAUUGCGAUUUUUGCAUCUGCAUUAGAGUAACCUGUAUCUUUCCAGGUGUGACGGUAGGUGCAGCGCAGAUUGGGGCCAUUGUGAAGAAUGCACGUGUGACAGUGUUGAUUUUGGUUUGCUUGGAAGGGUUCUUUUUCCCUCCUCAGUUAUUUUCCGGUUCUUAUUCAAGAAAUCCCUUUGUCAGCUUUGCAACAUUUCUUGUAAAAGCACGAUUAUAUUGAUAGUAAAGUCAAAUAGCACCUCACAAUAAAACACUCUGAUUAUGGAAGCAACAUUAGUGAGCCCUUAAUGCAUAUCACAAUAGAUAAACCAAAUUCCUUUCAGUUUGAGGGUAUAGAUCAUGAACUGUACAAGUAGGAUUCUAAACUGUUGCCUAUAACUACAUGAUGACUCUCGCUUCAGGUAUUUCUGUCCCUUCAAGGACAGCGUUCCAGAUCAGUCUCAUUUGGUGUAAAGACAUCAGCAGUUCUUGCGAACAAAAUGCUGUUAUCUAUGCAUUUUCCUUUGUUUAGAGGUUGUGUCGGGAAGACAAAAAUCUCGUGCAUUUCAAACGCCUUUAUUUUAAUUCUAUUUGAUUUUAAGGAUGGUUUUAAUGUAAAAUGCCAAAGUACUGUGGCAAUGCUAAAGAAUAAGGCCUUUUUCUUCCCGAAAUGCAUUUGUGGUGUUUAAAAUUGAACUUUACAGUAAAGCACAUCAAAUGGUUCGA
Molecule: messenger RNA, 2487 nt
Organism: Hypanus sabinus (Atlantic stingray)
Lineage: Eukaryota; Metazoa; Chordata; Chondrichthyes; Myliobatiformes; Dasyatidae
Gene: pex14
Product: peroxisomal biogenesis factor 14
Exons: 9
Coding region: 93-1193 (366 amino acids)
Biological process (GO): protein import into peroxisome matrix, docking
Cellular component (GO): peroxisomal importomer complex; peroxisomal membrane
Molecular function (GO): signaling receptor binding
Source: RefSeq, a predicted model, not a curated record